Messenger RNA from Ogataea philodendri, 1215 nucleotides. RefSeq lists its product as uncharacterized. The transcript has a single exon. Bases 1 to 1215 code for a protein of 404 amino acids. Gene Ontology annotation, cellular component: nucleus. NCBI's taxonomy places the organism in Eukaryota, Fungi, Ascomycota, Pichiomycetes, Pichiales, Pichiaceae. The record is from RefSeq and is a predicted model, not a curated record. Gene Ontology annotation, molecular function: exonuclease activity; nucleic acid binding.
AUGUCCAAGCGUAAGAUCGAAAGUAUUGAUCCGUUCGAUACAGCAAAGAAUGUUGUCAAGCUGGUUCCACGGCCGGUGGUUCCGUUUGCGCCCACGAAUUACGCCGAUCGGAACCAUUAUUUGCGGAUUUUCCACGAACAGCUGAAGAAAUUGAACGUUCCAGACGCCGUGGCUGUAGCUGUUGAUAAGGAGCACGAGGUAGCUAGUGCGACCAAGACACAGGCGGAGUAUGUGCGACUGAUCAAGCGGACGAUGUAUGAGUAUGUGAAGAAGAAGCCCAAGGUUGCGAAGGGGCCAAUUGAGCCGUCGGCGAGCGAAUACUUGAAAAGACUGCAGACCCUGUGUGUUUCCGAGUCGAUGCUCAAGAGACACGGGUUUGUGAUGGAGAUUCCCGAGGCGAGACAGCAUGGAGAGACUUUGGAGUGUGGUCAUUGUCGUGUGACGUUUCUUGCCGCAAAAGAGUACGAGCCAGAUCACAAAAGCGUGUGUCGGUUCCAUCCUGGUAAGAUCAUCACGAGUCUGAGCUCGGGGAUCAAGAAGUGGAACCAUAACUAUGCCAAUCGCCAUUAUUCGUGCUGCAACGAAGUCCCGGGACACACAGAAGGGUGUCAGAAACUGGACAAACACGUUUUCAAACUGACAGACCCAGCAGAGAUGCACUAUCAGCUACCGUUUGCCACGAUCGAGGAGCUCCGACAGAAGUACGACGUGAAGGACCCGCCAAAGUACGACGCGAUUGGGCUUGAUUGUGAAAUGUGUUAUACCUCGCGCGGAUUCGAGAUGAUGAAGCUCAGUUUGGUCAAAUUCCCAGAAUGCACAGCGAUAAUGGACGAGAUUGUCAAGCCAAAGGGGGAAGUGAUCGACCUGAACACGUUUGUUUCUGGAGUCGAAUCGAUUCCAGACGAUGCAAUGACGUGGGAGCAGAUGCUGGAGAAGAUGGCCCGGCUCACGGACGAAAAUACCGUGAUCAUUGGUCAUGGUUUGGAGAAUGAUUUGAACGUUUUGAGAAUCAUCUACCCCAAAAUUGUCGACACGGCGAUUCUUUUUUCCGAGAGAACGGUGGAUCCGCGUCGGAAGGAUCCGUUGAAACGACUGGCAUGGAAAUUUUUGAGCAGAAACAUUCAAGGUGGACAGCACGACUCGCUGGAGGACGCUAUUGUGCCAUUGGAGAUCGUCAAGAAACGGCUCGACAAGCUGCCACCGAGCUCGUCCUAA